UCGUUUUAGGCUUUUAUUCUGAUACAUUUGAUAGAAAAGGGGAAGUCUGGCCGCAGCAUCGGUGCCCCUGAAGUUCGGGCAGGUUCAGCUUCAAGUUAUCAGCGUCCACCGCGAGAGACGGAACAGCUGCUCCCAGCCGACAGACACAGGCUAAAAUGCUCCCGGACACAUACGGGUGCGCUGUAGCGAACAGGUAUGGUGACCUUCUGGAUGACGAUGCUGACCCUUUUGAAUUGAUCAACCAAGUGGGAAUGGAGAAUAACAAAAAGAAGCAGGACAAGGAGAAGAAAGACAAGCAGAAGAAACUUAGUCAGAAGGACAGGCGCGUUGCCUAUACAACUCAGGACCCGGCUCCAGUCCAUAACCAGCAGCAGAAACGUGCACUUCCUGGAUCCGUGUUGGCGAGAGGAAAUGUUAGGGAUGUGGCCAUAGAGAGAGCUGCCCUUGGAGAGCGUUGGGCUAAUAAAGAGGAGUAUCCACAAGAGUUUUCCGUCUCUAGGCCUUCCUAUAACGCAGACUCUGACCUCAGAAACCGAGACGUAAACAGAGGUAGGCGAGGAUCCAGAGGUGGAGGAGGAUACUCUGGGAAUGCUGACAACUUCAACCUGAGGGGCAAAAGAGAAUUUGAUCGACAAAGUGGAACAGGUAUCUCUCCUGAGGAAAAGAGAGGAGGCAGUGGACGCUGGAACUGGGGAAGUUUUGAAGAAUCUGUAAAAAAUGAGUCAAUGGAGAUGAUUUCCCAUUAUCCCGUCAAAUCGGAGGAGGCACAAACGCGUGCGGAGGGAGAUGAUCAGAACCGCACAAUAGAAGACAAUGGAGAAGUUAUGGUUCAGGUUGCCAUGGAGAUGACUCUGGACGAGUGGAAGGCCCUGCAGGAGACUAGUCGUCCCAAAGCAGAGUUUAAUAUCCGCAAAUCUGAGAACAAGAUUCCCACCAAAGCAAAGGUCAUCCACAAGUCAAAGCAUACCGAGACUGUGAAGGAGGGGAUCCUGGAAGAACUGGAGGAAGGCACCUUCCUCCGCAAGUCAGUGAAUGACAUAACCUCCCUUCUGGACAUUAACUUCGGGAGCCUUGGCCGUCCCUCCCGUGGAGGUCGGGGAAGGGGAGCAAGAGGUGGCCCGGCCAAUCGCCCAGAGAGGCCCAAACCAACAUGGGAGAAGGAGGAUGGUUUGGCUCCAAACCCAGAUGACCCAGAAGACUUCCCAGCACUAUCAGCAGGAAAAUGACCUGUUUACCUCCUGUGGGGAAUAGAGGUUGCACCUCACUUGUUUCUGCCAUUCUAGAUUUAUUUUUUUCUAUUGCAGAAAAUGUACUGUUCAGCCCUGGCAUCCUGGAGAAUAAAUGCUUUUGCAAGUU
Pungitius pungitius (ninespine stickleback) is the source of this 1356-nucleotide messenger RNA. RefSeq names its product intracellular hyaluronan-binding protein 4-like. The record is from RefSeq and is a predicted model, not a curated record. Gene Ontology annotation, biological process: positive regulation of translational initiation; positive regulation of RNA splicing. Gene Ontology annotation, cellular component: nucleus; cytoplasm. The transcript has 9 exons. Gene Ontology annotation, molecular function: RNA binding. Lineage: Eukaryota; Metazoa; Chordata; Actinopteri; Perciformes; Gasterosteidae. Bases 156 to 1226 code for a protein of 356 amino acids.